UGAUCAAUUUAUAGUAUGCAUCUCAUCAUUGAAUCAUAGAACAGAUUGCAGGAAAAAAUGGAGUCACAUAUGAUUCAGAAUGUAGAAGCUAAAAAUUCAGUUCCAAAAAGGCUAGUAGGCAAAGUGGCAGUUAUAACAGGUGGUGCAAGAGGAAUUGGUGCUGCAACAGCAAAAUUGUUUGCAGAAAAUGGAGCGCAUGUCAUAAUUGCUGAUGUUUUAGAUGAAGAAGGCACCAAAGUUGCUGAAUUAAUUGAUGGUCUUUACAUACAUUGUGAUGUCUCCAAAGAAUCUGACAUUGAAUCAGCAAUUAACCUUUCAAUGUCAUGGAAAGGUCACUUAGACAUAAUGUUUAACAAUGCAGGAAUCUCAGGCAGUGAAGGAAUGAGCAUAACAACACUUGACAUGGAAAAACUAACUCAAAUACUUUCAGUCAAUCUCUUUGGAACAAUCCAUGGAAUCAAACAUGCUGCAAAAGCAAUGAUCAAAGGUAAAAGAGGAGGAUCAAUUAUAUGUACAUCAAGUGCAGCUGCAACAAUUGGUGGAUAUGCUGCACAUGGUUAUACAAUGUCAAAAUCAGCCAUGAAUGGAUUAAUGAGAAGUGCGGCGUGUGAAUUAGGUGUUCAUUUGAUUCGCGUUAAUUGCAUUUCUCCACACGGUGUUCCAUCGGAGAUGCUUUUAAAUGCUUUUAGAACUUUUGAUCUUGAUAUGACUAGUGAAGAAUUGAAUGAGUAUAUUGGUAAGAAUGCAAGUUUGCUUAAAGGGAGAGGUUCAACACUUGAAGAUGUUGCACAAGCUGCUUUGUUUUUAGCUAGUGAUGAAUCUGGAUUUAUAACUGCUCAUAAUCUUCCUGUUGAUGGAGGGAUUACUAAUGCUAAUUGUACUAUGAGUUUCAUUUACCAAGAUUAUAAGUGAAGAGGAAAUAAAAAAUAAUAAGGUGAAAUAGGUUCUUUUCACAUUGAAGUUGUUACUCUAAAUUUAUCUCUUAUAAGAUAUAUAGUUCUUUGGUUUCUAUGUAAUAUUCAAUUGUUGAGAAUAAUAUGUAGAUGCAUUAUUUGUGGUGUCUUCGAAUAAUUUGAUAUUAUGAAGAAUUCUUUUGUUAUUUUAUUUUCAUAA
Trifolium pratense (red clover) is the source of this 1113-nucleotide messenger RNA. Its product is annotated as short-chain dehydrogenase reductase ATA1. The transcript is spliced from 3 exons. NCBI's taxonomy places the organism in Eukaryota, Viridiplantae, Streptophyta, Magnoliopsida, Fabales, Fabaceae. Gene Ontology annotation, molecular function: oxidoreductase activity. Bases 58 to 912 code for a protein of 284 amino acids. The record is from RefSeq and is a predicted model, not a curated record.